AACUUCAUUCGUUUGACAGCCAUUGAGAAAUGUCAUAUUCGCUAGAACCUCGAAAAUUCUAUUUAUACAAAGCGAGUUUCAGUGUUAAAAUGCGUUGGCUGAAGUCAUCUUGAUUGUUGAUAAAAUAUGAAGUAAUUAUUAAGUUUUAGUAACCAUAAUGAAGCCCAGUGCUAAAAUGUACAAGUUUUAUUACAACCACUAUCACAAAAGCCGGCGCACGGAUAGGUCAAGAAAAUAAAUGGCAGUGUAGUCUAGUUUAAUCAAUCGUUAGGUCAGCUGCUUUGACCCGCAUUGAGUGAUAUUAAUGUUAUUCAAUGUUAAUCACAAUAAUAAUCAAAUAUACAGUUUAAUGAAUAGAUAAAUGAAAAUGUGAGCCAGUGAUAACGUAAUUUUAUAAAUAGGUUUAGUCGAGCUUUAAUAACUGUGCAGUGCUGUGAUACAAUUCGCAUUUAUUUUAAAUCUCUAAUAUAUAUAUUAUAUUUUGAACUUAAGCUAACAGUGUUGGUUGAGAUUAAUAGUUUACAAGGAUUAAGAAACCCCAUGGCCACUUGUUCCUGUUUAACGAUUCAGUAACCAAACUCGACAGAUAGAAAAUAAAUGGGUCGCAAGAAAGCGACGCCAGUGCCACCAGUGGCCAAUAGUAGAGGUACCAACACAACCGUACCAGAAAAUACAGGAGCUCCGGUUAUGACAGAACUCGAUAAUGUCACGCACGCACAGACAACUCCGCCAGCGGUUGGCAGCGACGUAGCCAGGGUGCAAGAUGGCGAAGUGGGCGGAGCUAGGAGACUUAGCGAUGCCAGCGCCAUCAGGCAGGAAGCGGGCGACGAAUUCCCAACGGGAAAUUCAAACGGAAACAUGACAAACGGACUAAGCAUGAAUGGAGAGCAAAAUGGGUGUACUUCCGGAAGAAUUCAGCAAAAUGGUAUUGGAGAAAAGACGCCUGGUAGAGAAUUGCUCGAGAAACGACGCAGGUUGAGGCCUAGUAUGUCUCAUGGCACUGGGUUGGGAAUCGACCCAUUGCUCGAACGCGAUUUUGCUGUUGCCACCCCCGAAGAAUUUGUUAAACGAUUCGGUGGAACGAAGGUUAUAAACAAGAUUUUAAUUGCUAACAAUGGUAUCGGUGCUGUAAAAUGUAUGAGAUCUGUCCGAAGGUGGUCCUAUGAAAUGUUCAAAAAUGAAAGAUCCAUCAGAUUUGUUGUUAUGGUUACGCCUGAAGAUUUGAAAGCAAAUGCAGAAUACAUAAAAAUGGCCGAUCAUUAUGUUCCUGUACCUGGAGGCUCAAAUAAUAACAAUUACGCAAAUGUAGAAUUAAUUUUAGAUAUUGCUAUAAGGACUCAAGUGCAGGCCGUGUGGGCUGGAUGGGGUCAUGCUUCUGAAAAUCCUAAAUUGCCUGAAUUAUUACAUAAACAAGGAUUAGUGUUUUUAGGACCUUCAGAACGCGCUAUGUGGGCGCUCGGUGACAAAGUCGCGUCCAGUAUCGUUGCCCAAACCGCAGAAGUUCCUACUUUGCCCUGGUCCGGCUCUGGUUUGAAGGCGCAGUACAGCGGGAAGAAAAUUAAAAUUUCUAGUGAAUUGUUUGCCAAAGGUUGUGUUAAUAAUGCGGAACAAGGUUUGAAAGCAGCCAUCAAAAUCGGUUUUCCUGUUAUGAUAAAAGCUUCUGAAGGCGGUGGUGGUAAAGGUAUCCGUAAAGUUGAUGGGCCAGAUGAUUUUCCAGCCCUAUUUAGACAGGUACAAGCUGAAGUUCCGGGUUCGCCAAUAUUUAUAAUGAAAUUGGCUAGCGGAGCUCGUCAUUUAGAAGUACAGUUGUUAGCUGAUCAAUACGGAAAUGCCAUAUCUUUAUUUGGAAGAGAUUGUUCCAUCCAGAGAAGACAUCAAAAGAUCAUUGAAGAAGCUCCUGCCGUUGUCGCAAAGCCUGAGGUCUUUGAAGAAAUGGAGAAAGCUGCAGUACGUCUAGCCAAAAUGGUGGGAUAUGUAAGUGCUGGAACUGUUGAAUACUUGUAUGACAUCACUGGGAAUUAUUACUUCUUGGAGUUGAAUCCGCGUCUUCAAGUAGAACAUCCAUGUACGGAAAUGGUUGCUGAUGUAAAUUUACCUGCCGCUCAAUUACAGAUUGGAAUGGGUAUACCAAUGCAUAGGAUAAAAGAUAUUCGUUUACUUUAUGGUGAAUCGCCUUGGGGUACUAGUGUUAUAGAUUUUGAAAAUCCUAGAAAUAAACCGCGUCCUUGGGGCCACGUUAUUGCUGCUAGAAUCACAUCUGAAAAUCCUGAUGAAGGUUUCAAGCCCAGUUCAGGAACAGUGCAAGAACUAAAUUUCCGUUCCAGCAAAAAUGUAUGGGGUUAUUUCUCUGUAGCUGCAUCUGGUGGACUUCAUGAAUUUGCCGAUUCACAGUUUGGUCAUUGUUUCUCAUGGGGUGAAAAUAGAAAUCAGGCUAGAGAAAAUUUGGUUAUAGCUUUAAAAGAAUUGUCAAUCAGGGGUGAUUUUCGCACAACAGUUGAAUAUUUAAUUACAUUAUUGGAGGCAAAGAGUUUUGUUGAUAAUAGUAUAGAUACCGCUUGGUUAGAUGCUUUAAUUGCUGAAAGAGUUCAAUCUGAGAAACCUGAUAUUCUUUUGGGAGUUAUUUGUGGAGCACUGCAUAUUGGGGAAAGAACAAUAGCUGAGUCAUUUAUGAACUUUCAAACUUCAUUAGAAAGAGGCCAAGUGCAAGGCUCGAAUACAUUAAAACAUAUAGUGGAAGUUGAAUUAAUUUCAGAAGGUUACAAAUAUAAAUUACAAGUAGCCAAGUGUGGCCCAAAUUCAUAUUUUCUCGUUAUGAACGGUUCAUUCAAAGAAAUCGAAGUUCAUCGAUUAAAUGAUGGAGGUAUGCUAUUGUCAAUUGACGGGGCAAGUUUCACGACAUAUAUGAAAGAAGAAGUUGAUAGGUACCGUAUCGUUAUCGGAAAUCAAACAUGUAUUUUUGAAAAGGAAAAUGAUCCUUCAAUGUUGAGAAGUCCUAGCGCUGGAAAGUUAAUCAAUUUGCUUUGUGAAGACGGCGGCCACGUCAAUAAGGGCCAACCAUAUGCUGAAAUUGAGGUUAUGAAAAUGGUAAUGACCUUAACGGCUUCAGAAGCAGGAAGUGUAGUUUUUGCCAAACGUCCAGGUGCAGUUCUUGACGCUGGUUCGUUAAUUGCACAUUUGGAACUAGAUGAUCCCAGUUUGGUUACCAAAGCUCAGCCUUAUAGAGGACCGUUUCCAGAAACAGACGGAAACAACGCUCCGGAAAAAUUGCAUAGGAUUCACAGCGGAUAUAAAGCAAUAUUGGAAAAUACUCUCGCAGGUUAUUGCUUGCCUGAUCCUUACAAUGCUCCUAGAUUAAGGGAGGUUAUUGAAAAGUUUAUGCAAAGUUUGCGUGAUCCCAGUCUGCCAUUGUUGGAAUUGCAAGAAGUAAUAGCCACAAUUUCCGGAAGAAUACCACUCUCAGUUGAGAAAAAGAUCAGAAAAUUGAUGAGUUUAUAUGAACGAAAUAUUACUAGUGUUCUGGCGCAAUUUCCUAGUCAGCAAAUCGCCAGCGUAAUUGAUAGUCAUGCAGCGACUUUGCAAAAACGUGCUGAAAGAGAUGUAUUUUUCCUAACCACACAAGGAAUUGUGCAAUUAGUACAAAGGUAUAGAAAUGGUAUCAGAGGUCGAAUGAAGGCUGCUGUGCAUGAACUUCUGAAACAAUAUUAUGCUGUGGAGAGUCAAUUCCAACAUGGUCAUUAUGAUAAAUGCGUAAUGGCUAUUCGUGAUAGAAAUAAAGAUGAUAUGGCAGCUGUUACAGCAACUAUUUUCUCACAUGGACAAGUUGCUAAGAAAAAUUUAUUAGUAACAUUACUUAUUGAUCAUUUAUGGUCUAAUGAACCGGGAUUGACUGAUGAACUAGCUACUACUCUGAGCGAACUCACAUCUCUGAAUAGGGCUGAACAUUCCAGAGUAGCUUUGAGAGCUAGACAGGUACUGAUUGCAGCGCAUCAACCUGCAUAUGAGCUCCGGCACAAUCAAAUGGAGUCGAUUUUCCUUUCUGCAGUCGACAUGUAUGGGCACGAUUUCCACCCUGAAAAUCUUCAGAAACUAAUACUCAGUGAAACUUCAAUUUUUGAUAUAUUGCAUGAUUUCUUCUAUCAUACAAAUAGGGCCGUUUGUAAUGCUGCAUUAGAAGUUUAUGUUAGGAGAGCGUAUAUUAGCUAUGAAUUGACGUGUUUACAGCAUCUUGAACUCAGUGGAGAAGUCCCAUUAGUUCAUUUCCAAUUUUUACUACCUUCUGCACAUCCUAAUAGAUUGCCUGUUGAUGGAAAUAUGGAAACAAAUCAAGCUGUGUCAGCAUAUGACUUUCAACGAACUGGGUGUAUGGCAGCAUUUGAUUCUUUUGCUCAUUUUGAACAAUAUGCUGAUGAAAUUUUGGAUUUGCUAGAAGAUUUCUCAAGCCCUGCAUACAUUAACGCAAAGGUAAUGGAGGCUGUGGAUAGCGUUUCAGAAGAUAGAAAUUCAACAUCUAUUAAUGUUAGUUUAUCCGAACCAACAACAAGGCCGGCUUCUGAUUUACCAGAGCCUAAGGAACCAAUGCAUAUAUUGAGUGUUGCUUUGCGGGACGUAGGAGAUUUAGACGAUAUGCAAAUGUCUCGAUUAUUUGCCGAGUUCUGUGAAAAGCACAAAGAAGAGUUAGAGGAACGAAAAGUACGAAGAAUAACAUUUGCUGCUCUCAAACGACGCCAGUUUCCAAAGUUCUUUACUUAUCGUCAUCGCGAUGACUUCCAAGAAGAUAGAAUCUACCGACAUUUAGAACCAGCUUGCGCCUUCCAAUUAGAAUUAAACCGUAUGCGUUCCUAUGACUUGGAAGCACUGCCGACUGCCAACCAAAAGAUGCAUUUGUAUCUUGGGAAAGCCAAAGCUCCUCCAGGACAAGAAGUCACUGAUUAUAGAUUCUUUAUCAGAUCAAUUAUACGGCAUUCAGAUUUGAUUACAAAGGAAGCCUCAUUCGAAUAUUUACAAAAUGAAGGGGAACGUGUGUUACUAGAAGCGAUGGACGAGUUGGAAGUUGCUUUUUCACAUCCUCAAGCCAGGAGAACCGAUUGCAAUCAUAUAUUCUUAAAUUUUGUACCAACUGUUAUUAUGGAUCCUGCAAAAAUAGAAGAGUCUGUUACUAAAAUGGUCAUGCGGUAUGGCCCACGUUUAUGGAAAUUGAGAGUUUUACAAGCAGAAUUAAAAAUGUUUAUAAGGGCGAAUCCAUCUGCCCCCACAACUUCUAUAAGACUCUGUCUGGCAAAUGACAGUGGUUACUUCUUAGAUAUCUCAAUGUAUACUGAAGUAACAGAUCCAGAAACAGGUAUUAUCAAAUUUAUGGGCUAUGGUGGCCGACUUGGAUCUCUACAUGGCCUACCUAUUUACACACCAUAUCUUACCAAAGAUUACCUUCAACAAAAACGUUUCCAAGCUCAAUCAAAUGGAACUACUUAUGUUUACGAUAUUCCUGACAUGUUCCGUCAAAUGACAGAGCGUCUUUGGAAAGAAUACUCAAGAGCACGACCCCACGAAGAUGUUGUUAUACCUGAUAAAAUAUUAGAAGAAUGUGUGGAAUUGGUGGUUUCAGGAGAUAAACUUGUAGAACAAAAACGUCUUCCUGGUGAAAACGAUUGUGGUAUGGUUGCUUGGAGAAUAAAAUUAUGUACACCAGAGUUUCCCAAAGGACGUGAGAUGAUUCUUAUUUCUAAUGACAUAACUUAUUUGAUUGGUUCAUUUGGUCCUAAGGAAGAUAUUGUUUACGGAAAAGCUUCAGAACUAGCGCGAAAACUAAAAAUUCCAAGAAUUUAUAUCUCUGCAAACAGUGGUGCUAGAAUAGGAUUAGCAGAAGAAGUGAAGAGUUUGUUCAAGGUAGCAUGGGAAGAUGUUGAUGAACCAGAUAAAGGAUUUAAAUAUUUAUAUUUGACACCAGAAGAUUAUAGUAAAUUAAGUCCAUUUAAUUCUGUAAGAGCUAUCUUGAUUGAGGAUGAUGGAGAACCAAGGUAUAAAAUAACAGAUAUAAUUGGUAAAACUGAUGGCCUAGGUGUGGAAAAUUUGAGAUAUGCUGGUAUGAUUGCUGGUGAAACAUCAGCUGCUUAUGAAGAGAUUAUCACAAUAUCCAUGGUAACUUGCAGAGCAAUUGGAAUUGGUUCUUAUGUUGUUCGUCUUGGACAAAGAGUCAUACAGAUUGAAAAUUCUCAUAUUAUUCUGACUGGUUAUUCAGCACUUAACAAGCUCCUGGGUCGAGAAGUAUAUGCAUCAAACAAUCAAUUGGGGGGUAUCCAAAUCAUGCACAAUAAUGGAGUUUCACACAAUACUGAAGCAUUAGAUCUAGAUGGUGUUUAUAGAAUUUUGAGCUGGUUGAGCUAUAUGCCUGACAAGAGGGGAGGAACUUUGCCUAUCGUCAUUCCCAGUGAUCCUAUUGACAGAGAUGUUGGCUAUAUUCCUACCAAAGCUCCAUAUGAUCCUCGAUGGAUGUUAGCGGGCAGAGAAAAUCCUACCAAACCAGGAGAAUGGGAGAGUGGAUUCUUUGAUAAGGAUUCUUGGUCUGAAAUAAUGGCUCCUUGGGCACAAACUGUUAUUACAGGAAGAGCACGCCUGGGAGGAAUACCUGUUGGUGUUAUUGCUGUGGAAACUCGUUCUGUUGAAGUAACAUUGCCUGCUGACCCAGCUAACCCAGAUUCCGAAUCUAAAACAGUUGCCCAAGCUGGACAGGUAUGGUUUCCUGAUAGUGCUUAUAAAACAUCACAAGCCAUUCGCGACUUCUCACGUGAAGAACUUCCUCUCAUCAUCUUUGCUAACUGGCGUGGAUUCUCUGGAGGAAUGAAAGAUAUGUACGAGCAAAUAGUCAAGUUUGGUGCUUAUAUUGUUGAUGGAUUAAGGGAAUAUAAACAACCUGUUUUAAUUUAUUUGCCGCCAAAUGGUGAGUUACGUGGUGGUGCUUGGGCUGUAUUAGAUCCUUCAAUCAAUCCUCAAAAAAUGGAAAUGUAUGCCGAUCCUGAUGCCCGAGGCGGUGUUUUAGAGCCUGAAGGAAUUGUUGAAAUUAAGUUCAGACAGAAGGAUAUUAUCAAAACAAUAGAUCGGUUAGAUCCUAUUGUUACAGAUUUGCGAAGCAAAAUGAAGACUGUUUCCGAUGCGGAGGAACUAGCCAAACUGGAAAAAGAUAUACGAGAUAGACAAAAACGAUUAUCAGCUGCUUAUCACCCUGUUGCCGUACAUUUUGCAGAUCUACAUGAUACUCCAGAACGGAUGUUAGAGAAGGGAGCUAUUCUGGACAUAAUAGCGUGGCGUGGAUCUCGUUGUGCAUUAUAUUGGCGUUUGAGAAGGCUUUUAUUAGAACAAAGCAUGCUAAACGAAUUACAGAUUCUUCAACCAGAGUUAGGCACCGGACAAGCUCAAGCAAUGCUGAGAAGAUGGUAUAUAGAAGACAAAGGUGCAACAGAGGCUUAUCAGUGGGAAAACAAUAAAGCUGUUGUAAAAUGGCUGGAAUCACAACAAAGCUCUAAUUCAAUUGUAAAAAGAAAUUUAACAUGUGUGAAAAAGGAUGCCAUAAUAAGCCAAAUCAAAAAAUCUCUACUCGACUGUCCGGAGAUGGCCUUGGAUGCUGUGGUAGGUUUGUGUCAGGCUUUGAAUCCAGCCCAUCGUGCUGAAGUUGUUCGAACGCUAUCACAAAUUACUAUGACUGAACAACAAGAAACAGGCCCAACAGUAAAUAUGCAGGAAUUAAAAUUAAACUGAUUAUCAACAGAUCAUAGCAAUACUUGUUCAAAUUGGUAUAUGAAUGUGUAGAAAGUAUGCAAUUGAAGGAUGUUCAACCAAAAAGUAAACCCCCUUAAAAAAACCCUGGCAAAACAUUCAAGUUUGUAUAUAUAAAAUCUUCUUAUUCAAGAAUGCUAGUUAGCAUGAAAAAUUGAGGUGACAACAAGCGUAAGAAACUUUUGUUUUACAAAACUAUGAAAUAUGUCUACUUAGCAACUUUUGACUAUGAAUAAUUUUUAAAUGUUGACCAAAAAUUAUUAUUUUAUUGUAUAUAUAUAUAUUUUUUAAAUCCCACAUCUUGUAUGUAAUAAUUGUAUAUUUAAUUAUGGUCUGGUGAAGUGUAAUCUGAAGAUUCAUUAUAAAUUGAUAAUUAUUUUGAUAUUAAUUUUAGUUUAGAGUUAGUAUAAUGCUGUGUCGAAUAGUAAUAAAUCAGUAAAUUAAUUUAA
Ctenocephalides felis (cat flea) is the source of this 8216-nucleotide messenger RNA. It is a transcript of the gene ACC, whose product is annotated as acetyl-CoA carboxylase. The record is from RefSeq and is a predicted model, not a curated record. The transcript is spliced from 42 exons. Lineage: Eukaryota; Metazoa; Arthropoda; Insecta; Siphonaptera; Pulicidae. Gene Ontology annotation, biological process: fatty acid biosynthetic process. Gene Ontology annotation, molecular function: acetyl-CoA carboxylase activity; ATP binding; metal ion binding. Bases 598 to 7749 code for a protein of 2383 amino acids.